AUGCUUGAUCAGGAUCUAGAGAUCCAGCUCAAGGCUGCGCGGCUGGCUGCAGAGGAGGAUAGGGAGCAGAGCCUACAGCUGCGGCGCCACCUGGGCCGCUCACAGAAGAGCAUCACGUCUCUUCAGCAAAUGGUGUGCGAUGCCACGCAGCAGCUCCAGGGCGAGUCCACGCUGCUGCAAAUCGCCCGCUUUGCCCUGAAGAGGACCCAGACGGAGGCCCUGCGCUUGCACAGGGUUGCAGACACAGCCAAGGAGUUGGAAGAGGCCGUGCGCAAUCGGCAAGUGGCUGCAGGGCUGCAGCUGCAGCAUGCACAAGCCAGAACGCACCAGGCUCAGAUCCAGAAGGCUGCUGAGACGGUCAAGAAUCUGGAGCAGGAGGUCCUGUCGGAGUCUGCUGAGGCAGAGGCUGUGCUGUUAGAGCUAGAAAGGGUGGCGGGGGCGUACCGCCAGGCUCACCAGGAGCACCAGGACCUGCUGCAAGCCGUGGAGGUUGCCCGCGCCGGGCUGAAAGAGGCUGAUGCCUCGCUGGAGGCCCGGCACGCCGAGGUGGCACGCUCUAGAAAGGACGAACAGGGCGGCAGGGCGGCGGCCGCCGCUGCGCAGGCGAGGCUGGACGGCUUGAGGCAGGAAGCAGCUGCCAGGGAGCAUCAGAUCGCCGCUGCAGAGGCCCAGCGGGCUCAGCGGGCUCAGGAACUGCAUGCAGCUCAGCAGGCGGAGCAGGACGCUCAGCAGAGGGUGGAGGACCUUCGGCUCCAGCUCUCCAGGGCCAGGCAAGAGGUUGCUGGGCGGGAGGAAACACUCGCCAGUGCCAGGGCGUCGCUGGAAGCUCUGCAGCACGUCGCCCAGGCGUCGCAGGCGACAGAGAGGACAGAUGCCGCCUGCUUAGUAGGAAAAGGAGGCGAGGAGGAGCAGGGCACAGGGGCACUGCUGGACCUGGAAACAGCCAGGGACGCCGCAGCAUUCGAGCUUGCAGGCCUGGAGCGGGAGAGGACAAAGGCGAGAGACAGGGCUGCUGCUGCGGUGGCUGCGCUGAAGGAAGCCGAGCGGAACCUGGGGGUGCUUGCCACGCAGGUCCAGCAGGCAGCGGGGGCCCUAGCAGCCACUCAGGGCCAGAAUUCUGCGUUGGAGAAGGAGGUUUUCAUGGAGCAGGAUGUGCUGUAUGGCUGUGAGAUGCAGCGGCAUAGGCUGGAGCAGGAAGUUGGUCAGCUGACGAGAGGUAUCAAGACCGAGGAGGAGGAUCUCGUGAAGGCAGUGGCAGCUGCGCGGCAGAUGGCGGAGCAGAUUGUCGAGGACAAGGCAGCCCUGCUCAAACUGCUGGACGAGGUCAAGGAACUACGCCGGGAAAACGCGGCUGCAGAGCAGGCGGCUGAGGCUGCAGAGGCGGCAUGCAUGGAGGCCGAGGUUGAGGUGGAAGCGGCACGAGCUGAGCUGGAGCGACUGCAUGCCGCCCAGGUCACUGCCAGGAGCUCCCUGGUGGACCAGCUCGCCAAGGCCGCCAGGGCGCACGGCGCCCUGGCGCGGACCCAUGCGCCCACGGCGGCCCGCUGUGCGCAGCUUCCCGCCGCCGCCUGGUGUAGGGCAGCGGGGGCAGACCUCCGCCUGCCUGCCAGGGUCGAGUCGCUGCGGCCCCUGGCCCAGUGGCUGGACGUGGCAGGCGUCCCUGUCCAGCUUGCCAUGCUGUCCAUGCUGCAGCGGGCGGCGGUGGACGCCCUCCUGGCCGCCGACGAGGCCUGCCCGGGGGCGGGGGUGGCACAGGCGCUGAGGGAAGCAGCCCCCUGGGCCAUCCGCGGCUCGGCCGCGCAGCGCAGCGGGCGCCUGCGGCGGCGCAGUAGCGUCUCGCAGGGCAUGGACUCGGCGCGGAGCUGCUGCAGCGCCAGCGGGCAGAUCCUGCUGCGAGUGCAAAGCGUGGCGCUGGGGGCCAGGGCCCACGAUGCCGGCGCAGGCCACCUCCCCAAGAUAUCCCCGAGGGUGACCUCGAGUGCCAAUGGGAAGCUGACCGUGGUGUCUACAGGUGCCAGGUGGGAGAAUGAAGUCGGCUACUCCCGGGCUGUGAAGCGUGGAAACUUCAUCGCCGUCUCAGGCACGUCGUCGGUGGAGCAGAGCACUGGCAACGUGCUGCACAAGCGCGACCCAUAUGCCCAGGCCAGGACGGCGCUGGAGAUCGUGGCGCAUGGCCUGGAGGCCCUCGGCGCCACCUUGGAGGACGUGAUUCGCACGCGUGUCUACCUUCGCAACAUGGGCCGGGACUCCGCGGCGGUCAGCCGGGCGCAUGGCGAGGUCUUCGGCGCCAUCCGCCCCGCCAGCUCCAUGAUAGAGGUGCAACGCCUAGUGCAUGAUGACAUCCUGGUGCUCAUCGAGGUGGAUGCCAUCGUGUCCUGA
Molecule: messenger RNA, 2379 nt
Organism: Auxenochlorella protothecoides
Lineage: Eukaryota; Viridiplantae; Chlorophyta; Trebouxiophyceae; Chlorellales; Chlorellaceae
Exons: 13
Coding region: 1-2379 (792 amino acids)
Source: RefSeq, a predicted model, not a curated record